Messenger RNA from Nelumbo nucifera (sacred lotus), 2092 nucleotides. RefSeq names its product Ribonuclease III family protein. Gene Ontology annotation, biological process: RNA processing; regulation of gene expression. The record is from RefSeq and is a predicted model, not a curated record. Gene Ontology annotation, molecular function: ribonuclease III activity; double-stranded RNA binding. NCBI's taxonomy places the organism in Eukaryota, Viridiplantae, Streptophyta, Magnoliopsida, Proteales, Nelumbonaceae. Gene Ontology annotation, cellular component: nucleus.
AGUUUCUACUACACGUUCCCUCCUUAUCCACCUCUCUUCUGCUAAACCCUGCAACAGAAUAAUUCACCCAAAACCUCCGUCGAUGGUGACUGAAGAAGCUCUUCCCAAACUCAAACAGACGUAGUUUGAGAAAACGAGGUUUCAAAUGCUCAUCCAUUCGUCUUUCCAUAAAGACCCCGCAGCUCUAUUCUCCCCAUCUAUGGAGCUCUCUUCUCCCUUCAAGCAUCUCCUAAGACCAAAUGCCUCACCUUCACCUGACCUUUCCUUUUCUUCCAGCUUCUCCGCUUUUCCCCUUCAAAUCCACCUUAGAAAUCCAAAAUUCAAACAACCCAUUUCGCCAAAUUUCCGUAUCUUCGCCGUUGCCGUAGACCCCCAAGAACUUCCCAGGAGCAGUCCUCAAAGGCUCCUCAAGGAGCUCGAAGAGCGUAAGAAGGUCGUCUUUCCGAAGAAAAAGGUUCCCCCGAAGAGAUUCAUUCUCAAACCCCCAUUAGAUGACGCCAAAUUAGCAGAGAGAUUCCUUAACAGUCCUCAAUUGUCACUGAAAGCGUUCCCUUUAUUGAGCUCUUGUUUGCCAUCCUCCAGACUCAACAAUGCCGACAAGACUUGGAUUGACGAGUACCUGCUUGAAGCCAAGCAGGCUCUUGGGUAUCCCCUUGAGCCGUCUGAUCGGUUCGGCGACGACAAUCCGGCUAAACAGUUCGAUACCUUAUUGUACUUGGCCUUCCAACAUCCAUCAUGCGAGAGGACGAACGCUAGGCACGUCCGGUCAGGGCAUUCGAGGUUGUGGUUUCUAGGGCAAUACGUGCUUGAGUUGGCACUUGCCGAGUACUUCUUGCAGAGGUAUCCGAGGGAGUCUCCAGCUCCAAUGAGGGAGAGAAUGUUUGGGUUAAUAGGAAAAAGGAAUCUGCCCAAGUGGGUCAAAGCUGCUAGCUUACAGAAUUUGAUUUUCCCAUUUGAUGAUAUGGAUAAAUUAGUUCGGAAGGAGCGAGAGCCGCCUGUGAAGUCUGUCUUCUGGGCUCUGUUUGGAGCAAUAUACUUGUGUUUUGGCAUGCCAGAAGUAUAUCGUGUUCUUUUUGAGGUCUUUGGAAUGGACCCAGAUGAUGAGAGCUGCCAGCCAAAAUUAAGGAGACAACUUGAAGAUGUUGAUUAUGUAUCUGUGGAGUUUGAAAGCAAAAAACUCAGUUGGCAAGAUAUUGUUGCCUAUAAGCCUCCAGAAGAUGCCCUUUUUGCACAUCCGAGACUUUUCCGGGCUUGUGUUCCACCAGGCUUGCAUCGGUUCCGAGGAAACAUUUGGGAUUAUGAAAGCAGACCCCAAGUCAUGCAAGUACUGGGAUAUCCAUUACCGAUGACUGACAGGAUUCCAGAUAUAACUGAAGCCAGGAACAUUGAAAUUGGACUUGGGCUUCAGCUGUGUUUCUUGCAUCCAUCAAAAUACAAGUUUGAGCAUCCAAGGUUUUGUUUUGAACGCCUAGAAUAUGUUGGCCAAAAGAUUCAGGAUCUUGUGAUGGCUGAGAGGUUGCUCAUGAAGCAUCUUGAUGCUCCUGGAAAAUGGUUACAAGAGAAGCAUCGUCGCCUUCUGAUGAACAAGUUCUGCGGGAGGUACCUUAGGGACAAGUACCUCCAUCGCUUCAUCAUAUAUGGUGAACAAGUCCAGGACUCAUAUGAACACAAUAGAAGACUAAGGAACCCAGCUACAACAGCAGUUCAACAAGCCAUCCAUGGGCUUUCAUACACUGUAUAUGGGAAGCCAGAUGUCCGGCGCCUCAUGUUUGAAGUUUUUGACUUUGAGCAGAUCCAGCCAAAAGCAGUCUAAAUAUAUGUGAUUGUCUUGAUUUAGCACUUCAAUGGGUGAAUGCAGUUUUUUCUUAUUUAUUUCCAGGUGGUUGUGAAUUUCAUCCACUGGAGAGAAUUAGAGCUAGUGCUGAUAACGUUCUGAAAUUGCCAAUGCAAUGUACAUAUACAUACAUCACGGCAAUGCAUUACAAUUUGUUUUACACCAAAGCCAUUUAGUGUAGCAUCAGACAGUGAUAACAAUGUUCAUUAUGAGGUGUAAUUGCUAAGCUGUUCUCUGGAUCAGAGUGAUUUCCUGGAA